AUGGCCAUGCAGACCAUGGUCUGCCUCGUUGUGGCACUUGCGCUUGUUGUGGGUAUCUCUGGAGCGCCAUCACCUCGUGGCCCUGACAGGUUUGUGGUCUCCAUGCGCAUGUCGACAGGCGCUGCCUUGGUGGUGGCUGAGCGGGCGCGGGCACCGCUUGCAGCUGACCGCAUGUACGCAUUGGCCAAGGGCGGCGUGUUUGAUGACUCGAGGUUCUUCCGUGUCAUUCGGAACGAUACCGCUGGUACGGCAUUUGUGGCGCAAUGGGGUACGCCUGGCAAUCCCGAGGUGACGGCAAGGUGGCUGGCGGAUGAACUGCCGAACGAAGUCGAUGGCUCGGUGGCGUACUCGAACACUCGUGGCACCAUUGCCUUUGGGGCAGAGUACUCGGAGGAUCGAAGCUCGACUUGCUGUCGAUCCAUCGAGAUGUACAUCAACUAUGCUGACAACUCGCGACUUGAUGCCCUUGGCUUUACCGCCUUUGCCGUUGUCCAGCCGCCAGUGGCGAGCCAGGCUCAGCUCGAUGCGCUACUCGCAGAUGGGCCGGACACUACUCGGACGACGCUCGACAUGGCCAUGGCCCCGUUCGAGGCGCUGUAUGCUGGAUACGGCGAGAACUUUGAUUGGGACGCCAUGUACGCCAGCGGCAACGCGUAUCUCGACGCCGAGCGGCCGCUGAUGUCGCACCUGUUGAGCUUUGAGGUGGUGGCCGAGUCGUCGGCGCCAGGCAGCGGCGGAAAGACAACGACGAUGGCGCCGGCGGAGCGGACAGCGUCGACGCUGACGCUAGUGGCGUUUGCGCUGCUAUACUCGCAAGAAGCAUGA
Molecule: messenger RNA, 825 nt
Organism: Thecamonas trahens ATCC 50062
Lineage: Eukaryota; Apusomonadida; Apusomonadidae
Product: cyclophilin-type peptidylprolyl cis-trans isomerase
Exons: 2
Coding region: 1-825 (274 amino acids)
Biological process (GO): protein peptidyl-prolyl isomerization
Molecular function (GO): peptidyl-prolyl cis-trans isomerase activity
Source: RefSeq, a predicted model, not a curated record